UUGUGAAAAAGAUCUGCUUUAUGAAUCUGAUGAAAUGGAUUUGCAAAAUAAAAUUGUUGAAAAAAGUCUAGUAAACAAAACAUAUACCACUGAAUCUUCACAGAAUACUGGUGUUAUAGUUGGAGAAAAAAAAUGCACAGUGUUUCUGAAAGUGACCAGGUAUGUACUAGAAAAAUAGUAUUUGGAUCAUUCCAUCAAGGGGACACUAGAUUUUCAUCAUUCUCAAGAGGUAGUCAGUGUACUUGUAAUGCUCUUACCAUGCUGAUAAAAUGUUAUGAAGGAUUUUCAUUUACAUCAGAAUUUAUAGAUAGAACAUUAGUGUCAGGAGACCAAAUUUACAUAAAGACCAUCAAAAGUUUGCAACAAAGGGGAGAGUUUCUCAACAAACUUUUAAAUUUUGAUGAAUUGCCAAUAAACUUAUCAGUGGGAGAAAAUCAUCAUGUUAUUCAAAAAUUUGAAACCAUUUGGGGACUGGUUAUCUUGGAAGAACAAAAUAGGCAGGUUAAAACAUUGCAUCAGGCUUUAGAAGAGGCAUUUCAAAUUUCAAGAUAUUUAAUGAUAAUGAUAGGAGCAAUUUGUUCUGCUAUAUAUAAAGUGUCGAACAAUGAGUAUUACUUCUUUGACUCGCAUUCACAUGAUGGUGAUGGCAUGUCUUCGAGUGAAGGUAAAUCUGUACUAGUGCUCAACAGGAGUAUUGAUGACCUAGUGUCUUAUAUGUACAACAUGUAUAACAGCAUGCAUAUUGAUCUUGCAGUGCAGUUUGAAAUUUUACCCAUCUCAAUUGCAACAUUGUAUCAUAGCUUUCCAGAAAAUGAUCCAUUACAAAAAGGUUUUACAGAAUGGAUGAUAAGCUAACAUCAGUGACAAAUUCAGAAUCCCAAGGUCAGUACAGGAAUACCUAUAUGAGAGAAUACAUGAAGAAAAAGAGACAAAAUGAACAAUUCAAACAUAUUGAAAGAAACAGAGAUGCUAGUGCAAAGAAAGUGAGUAGACAAAAUGUUGAAGUGAGAGAAAAAGAAAGAGUACAUGAUAAAGCUGCAAGAAAAUUAAAGCGAAAAAAUGUUGAAUCAAGAGAAAGAGAACAAGAACUGGAUAAAUCUGCAAGAAAAUUAAAAAGACAAAAUUAUGAUGUUAAAGAGAAAGAAAAUGAAAGGGAAACAACUGCAAGGAAACUUAAAAGACAGAAUGAUGAAGUGAGGGAAAAAGAAAGACAUCUGGAUAAAGCUGCAAGAAAAUUGAAAAGACAAAAUGCUGAAUCAAGAGAAAGAGAAAAAGAACUGGAUAAAUCUGCAAGAAAAUUAAAAACACAAAAUUAUGAUGUUAAAGAGAAAGAAAAUGAAAGGGAAACAACUGCAAGGAAACUUAAAAGACAGAAUGAUGAAGUGAGGGAAAAAGAAAGACAUCUGGAUAAAGCUGCAAGAAAAUUGAAAAGACAAAAUGCUGAAUCAAGAGAAAGAGAAAAAAAACUGGAUAAAUCUGCAAGAAAAUUAAAAAGACAAAAUUAUGAUGUUAAAGAGAAAGAAAAUGAAAGGGAAACAACUGCAAGGAAACUUAAAAGACAGAAUGAUGAAGUGAGGGAAAAAGAAAGACAUCUGGAUAAAGCUGCAAGAAAAUUGAAAAGAUUAAAUUGUAAAGUAAACAAAAAGAAAAUGAAGAAAAUAGAAUUUCAAAAAGCAAGUGUAGGGAAAACCCUCUUAUUCUUGAAAAAGAACGAUUAA
Messenger RNA from Saccostrea echinata, 1718 nucleotides. RefSeq names its product histone-lysine N-methyltransferase, H3 lysine-79 specific-like. The transcript has a single exon. The record is from RefSeq and is a predicted model, not a curated record. NCBI's taxonomy places the organism in Eukaryota, Metazoa, Mollusca, Bivalvia, Ostreida, Ostreidae. Bases 840 to 1718 code for a protein of 292 amino acids.